This is a messenger RNA of Ornithodoros turicata, 1470 nucleotides long. RefSeq lists its product as uncharacterized. The record is from RefSeq and is a predicted model, not a curated record. Lineage: Eukaryota; Metazoa; Arthropoda; Arachnida; Ixodida; Argasidae. The transcript has a single exon. The coding region runs from base 1 to 1470 and encodes 489 amino acids.
AUGGCCGAGAUAAGUUUUGAAGAGUUCAUCACCGAGAUCAGAACAACUAUUUGCCUUUUCUUUUUCGAACUCACAGAGGAGCAUAAAGUGGCCCAUACAACCGCCGAAAAAAUAUUCAGCAAUUUUCAGUCUGUCAUUGACGCGGUUCUGCGGAGAUUUACAGAGCAAGUGAGAAAAUACGUUCCCAGCGAUGUCAGUCAUGCCAGUGGUGAACUGUCCAGUUUACUGGAUUGCAGCUUUGUGAAACAUUUAUUUGCUGCAGUGAAAACAAGCUAUCAAAGGGAGCAAUUUGCAAAAAGUGUUUUUCCCUACGUUGCACCUCAGCAGUGUGCCCUAGGAGAAAAUGGCAGGGCAUCCUUUCAAUACGUGCCCAUCCAAAAGGUCUUGGGCAAACUCGUGGAAGCGCAAAAUCUGACGGACUGCAUUUUGAAGCGUUCACAAGAUGCCCACAGCAUCCUGAGUACCCUUCGUGAUUUUUGGGAUGGUUCAUGCUACAGAGGUCAUGUUAACUCUGUUAUCCCAAUGGCAUUUGCGGGUACUAUCUACAUUCUGUUGUACACUGAUGAACUUGAGAUUGUGAAUCCACUUGGAUCAAAAAGAGGAGUGCAUAAGCUGUAUGUCGUCUACUUCAGCGUGCUCAAUAUCCAUCCUCAGUUCCGAUCCAAAAUAAAGCAUUUGCAUCUUGUGAUUAUUGCGAAGUAUGCAGACGUACAACGUUACGGACAGCACGAUGUACUGAAGCCGCUGCUGACGGACCUUUUGACGCUGCAACACGAGGGACUUAGCAUUACAAGAAAUGGUGCUGUGUUGACUGUUAAUGUAAUCGUUAAUGCCUUCAUUGGAGACAAUCUCUCCAUGAACAAGUUAGGCGGUUUUACUACAUCGUUCUCCAGUGGAAGAGUGUGCAGAUUUUGUAUGGCACAAGCAGGAGACCUCACAGCCUUGACCAGGGAAGAAUUGUGCGUACUUCGAACCAAGGCAGCUCACCAAAAACAUCUUGGUGCAAUUGCAUCUAAUCCGGAAAUGAAGAAACUAUAUGGUGUCACUGAGCCAUCUCCGUUGUUGGCACUGAACUACUUUGACGUUACAGCACAGUUGCCACCUGACCUAAUGCAUGACAUUUUUGAAGGGUCUUUAGCAUACGUCAUACACCAUGUACUGCAGGGGCUGGUUGCGGAUUGUGUUCUUCGUCCCUCGGACAUAGAAAAGGUUGUUCACUUUCGUUAUGGUGUCAACGACAAGAAGAAUAGGCCAGAAGCUAUCAGUGAGACAUUUCUGCGUGAUUACCAUGCCCUGCGAGGCACUGCGUCACAAAAAUGGUGUCUGUUUCGCUUACUACCUCUCAUCAUAGGUUCCAGCAUUCCUGAAGGAAAUGACCAUUGGUGCAUCUACCUAGCAUUUCGUGAAGUUGUAGAUCUACUCCUUGCUGAGGAAGUGCCAAUAGAGUGUGUACCUUACCUGGAGGUCUGA